AUGCCGAAGCAAUUUGAAAAUCCCCGAAUAUACAAGUUGGAGUUGAGCACAACCAGUCAGGUCAUCACGGGCGCAGCAGAGAAUUUCUUGCGUUACCAGUCGGAGCUCAUUGUUUCGAAAUGUGCAUGCAUUAAGUCGAGCACGCAACACGGAGAGAUUGCAGUCGCAUAG
Parastagonospora nodorum SN15 is the source of this 171-nucleotide messenger RNA. RefSeq lists its product as hypothetical. The coding region runs from base 1 to 171 and encodes 56 amino acids. The transcript is spliced from 2 exons. Lineage: Eukaryota; Fungi; Ascomycota; Dothideomycetes; Pleosporales; Phaeosphaeriaceae. The record is from RefSeq and is a predicted model, not a curated record.